This is a messenger RNA of Andrographis paniculata, 629 nucleotides long. Its product is annotated as photosystem II 10 kDa polypeptide, chloroplastic. Bases 64 to 480 code for a protein of 138 amino acids. Gene Ontology annotation, cellular component: photosystem II; photosystem II oxygen evolving complex; thylakoid membrane. The record is from RefSeq and is a predicted model, not a curated record. NCBI's taxonomy places the organism in Eukaryota, Viridiplantae, Streptophyta, Magnoliopsida, Lamiales, Acanthaceae. Gene Ontology annotation, biological process: photosynthesis. The transcript has 5 exons.
CACGCCGCAGAGGCAGUUACCAGUUGUUACUUUCUCACUCUCGCAGAAGCUCGAUCAGCGCGCAUGGCGACCACAGUGAUGAGUUCAGUGACGCUGAAACCGUCUCCGUUCACUGUGCAGAGGUCAUCCGCCAGAGGCCUGCCGUCGCUUGCCAGAACCGGUCGCCUUAGAGUGGAAGCUAGUAAGGUGAAGAAGAUCAAAACCGACACACCGUACGGAAUUAAUGGCGGAAUGAGUUUACCUUCCAAUUUGGACGCGUCCGGCCGGAAGGGGAGGGGGAAAGGUGUUUACCAAUUUGUCGACAAAUAUGGCGCCAACGUCGAUGGAUACAGCCCAAUCUAUGAUGAGAAGGAGUGGUCGCCAAGCGGUGAAGUCUACGUCGGCGGCACUACCGGGUUGGCUAUCUGGGCGGUGACGCUUGCGGGUAUACUUGCGGGAGGAGCGCUUCUGGUGUACAACACAAGUGCUUUGGCACAGUAAGGUUAGUUAAUCUGUGUAUGUGUGUGCUGGGAUCUAUGGACAUUUCAAAGCACUUUACUGUACUUCAGAGCCCAUGCACAUGUAUAUAUAUAAAAAGAACAUAUGUAUGGAAUAUUUUGAACAUGAAAUAUUACUAAUUUGUUGGAUUA